Molecule: messenger RNA, 555 nt
Organism: Rodentolepis nana
Lineage: Eukaryota; Metazoa; Platyhelminthes; Cestoda; Cyclophyllidea; Hymenolepididae
Source: the annotation of a GenBank genome assembly
AUGUCUGACACAAUUUUACUGCACAAUAAUUCCAAUCUUAUUUCUGAAGAGAUCAAGCUUUUUCAAAAGCCGCCGACUGGUCGAAGUAGAGAUCCCAAAUUGCCUCAUAUUUGUGUUUUAGGUGGCAGUAGAAGGAGAAAUCGGGUAACUUCAAGUGACGGAGAAGAUAAACCAGUUAAAGACAGGAAUGGAACACGGAAGGGCCAAUGCGAAAACAUUGUCGACGAUUCAGGCUUUCAAUCAAAUCUAAGUGGAGAAUCGCUGGAACACUGUGGAAUUGGUCAAGAUAACGACGAUCCUAGCAUGAAGUUUAUGCAAAGUAGAAUGAACGAAAGGGAAAGUCAUUCCAGCUCUGCGGCUCCUUCACCACGAUCAUCACGAACGGCUUCACGAUCGGCUUCACGACCACUCAUCUCUACGCCCAUGGCCCAAGUCAGACGACGCUCUUCCUCCACGAUUCCCAGUCCCUCGGGUCCAUCCUUGUCACUUUCGCGAGGUAUUUCGAGUUAUUUUUUCCUAGCAUUCGGCAAAGUUAGGCUCUCCAUACUGUCUUAA